Molecule: messenger RNA, 6519 nt
Organism: Closterium sp. Naga37s-1
Lineage: Eukaryota; Viridiplantae; Streptophyta; Zygnematophyceae; Desmidiales; Closteriaceae
Source: the annotation of a GenBank genome assembly
AUGAGCAGCGGUCGCGACGGGCAGAUGGGAGCGUCCGGCGGCGAGCAGCGGGUGGAGGCAGGGCACGUAGGUGCGAGUGCGAGUGAGCAACAGGUAGGCACGGACGGCGCUCCUUCGCAACGGACCAUCUCGCCCACCGCUCCCUCCCUCGCGCCAGUCGGCCUUCCCCCAACGGUCACCGGCGCAGCUGGGCCGCCGGCUACGCUGCGGGAAGCGUCUGCGGUUCAGCGGUUCGCGUACCACAAGAAAGGGGCCCUGCCCCCCAUCAGCGCGCUGGCGCAGCGCGAGAUCUUGGCGCUGAAGCGCGCGCACCCCGAGCUGGAGGACGCGCACAUCGCGGCGGCGGUGAGCAAGCGGUUCGGCAUGUACGUCCGCGCGUACCACGUGCGCGCGAUCCUGCAGCGCGCGUCGGGCGAGCGGUGGGCGUCGUGCAGCAAGACCAGCUCGGACCGAUACAAGAACGCGGAGCUUGAAGCAGAGAUCGUGCGGUGGGUGCGCGAGACCAAGGCGCGCGAAGAGGCGGCGAGGCUGCCGAGCACGCGGUGGAUCAUCACGCUGAGGCGUGUGAGCAAGUACGCCAAGGAGAUCGGCGCCAAGUAUGGUGUUCCGCCGCGGUUCUUGUAUUCGACGGGGUGGUGCAGAAUGGUGCUGGAGGAUGCAGGGCUGGAUAGACGCGGUAACGAGAUGGACAGGCGCGUGUUGGAGAUUGAGGAGGGUGCGGGUGGGGGUAGCGGAGAGGGACGCGGGGAGAAAGGAGGAGCGAACACGAACCAGCCACUGGACAUCAGAAUCCGGUACGAGAUCGCGGUGGUGAAGCACGUGCGCCCGUUCCUGGACAACAAGGUGGUGUCCGCCGUCGUGCUCGCCAAGUACGGCAUAGACGUGCCUCCCAGGAAGGUCCAGCGCAUUGUGGAGGAGAGCGCCAAGUGGAUCGCAGCGGGCGCUAUCCCUGCCACCACGGAGCCCAUGGUGAGGCUGGAGGAUGCGAUAGCGGCGUGGGUGAUGCGCGAGGAGCAAGGGCGGGGGAGGGAGGUGACGCGGGAGCGGGUACUGGAGAAGGGGAAUGCGGUGGCGGGGAAGUUCUUGCCGCGCGUGCGCAGGCCGUUCACGCAGCAGUGGGUGGCGCUGUUCAUGCGCCGCUAUGGGCUGCUGCUGCUGCCGCUCACCCCGGGGCCCUCGGGUGGCGUGGAGGGGGGCGGGGAGGAGAGCGGGAGUGAGGAGGAGGAGGCCGCGGAUGAGGAAGGAGGCCGGGGCGAGGGGAAGGAAUGGGGCAAGGAUGCGCGUGGAGGGGAAGUGGGGGCAGGGGAGAGUGGUGCGGAGGGAGGGACGGGAGGUGGUGGGUUUAGGGAAGUGCGGUGGCGGAUGAGCAGGGGUGGGGAUGCGGAUGGGACGGGCGCGCAGUGGAGUGACGGUGCUGCUGCUGGUGGGGCUGACGGUGUGCAGGGGAUGGCAGGCGGGGUAACGAGUGAGGAGGAGGGCGGGGAGGAUUCUGAGGAGGAUUCUGAAGAGGAUGAGGAUGAGGAGGAGACGGGGCAGGGAUGGAGGGAUGGAGGGAAGAUGAGAGGCGGGGAGGGGAAGCAGGUGGAGGUGGUGGUGGAGCUGCAGGUGGACAGCCGCCACUUCCCAGCAGCAGUGGCAGCAGCGCGGCGGGCAGCAGAGGAGACGGUUCGGGAGUUCCAGAGGGACGUGGUGGAGGAGGCGGUGUUUGAUGCGGGGCUGCUGGUGCGCGGGGCCGUGGGGUACGGCAGCCAGCUGUGGCUGCGGGAUGAGCGCGGGCUGGAUGUCAGGGGCCGCGGGCUCUGGGCCAGGCACAGGCGGCUGGCGGCUGCUGGUGCGAUGAAGGGACGGGGCGGUGUGGGGGGGGUGGGAAGUAGGGGGAAAGGGAAGGGGAGAGAGGUGCCGGAGGUGGUUGAGUUGAGUGAUGACGAGGAGUGUGUGCCGGGAGGAGAGGGCGAGGCUGGGGUGCAGCAGAGGAGAGAGAGUGGGGAGGAGGCGAGGGUAGAGACAGGAGAGGAGGGAAGGGUAGAGGGGGAAGAAGUGAGAAGCUUGGUGGACGAAGGAGGGAAGGGGGACAAUGGAGGGGCAGGAGACGGCGGGGCAGAGGAUGGAGCGGGAGAGGAUGGAGCGGGAGAGGAUGGAGCGGGAGAGGAUGGAGCGGGAGAGGAUGGAGCGGGAGAGGAUGGAGCGGAUGGAGGGGAUGGAGGGGAAGGGGAUGGCGGGAGAGAGGAUAGAAGGGGAGAGGAUGGAGGGGCAGAGGGAAGAGUAGAGUUGGGGAUAGAAGAAGGGGUAGAUGCUAUGGCGGAUGAAGUCGGGGAUAGGAUAAGCAAAGAUGCAAUGGCGAAGGCGAGUGUGGACAAGAGCACAGAGGCAGGUGAGUGUGCCCGAAAGCAGUCACCAACCAGUAAGGCGGCCACCAAACCACCUAAGGAGCGGCACGAGGCGGGGUAUGGGUCGAGCUGGUUCCUGUGCGAGCGCGUGGCGUGCAUGGGGCGCUCCUACCGCAGCAGCCUGCCCACCGAAACCCUGCUCAUCCACGCCCCCGCCUCCUCGCUCGGCACAGCGUCUCUCGACACACAGGGUUCCGACGAGGAGGAAGAGGAUGAGGAGGAUGAAGAGGAGGAGGAGAGGCAUGCAGCACGUGAGCAGAGACACGGCGUAGGGGGUGAGAGUGCGCGGCACGCGGCAGGGCGGUUCAUCUACCUCUCACGGCCCCUGCGGCGGCAGCGGCAGGGCGAGGGGCAGGAGGCGAGCAGAGUGCUGCAAGGAAUGACCCUGAGCCGCGUGCGCGCGCUGUGCCUUGUGGUGCAGUCUCGCCCGAGCCUACAGCAGGCGCACAUUCUGAAGGCGGUGGAGAAGGCGUGGGGCGUGAGCAUGAGCGGUGGCGUGCUCAUGGCCAUUCUAGCUCAGAGGCACCGCUGGCUGCACCUGCCACAGGGGCUGUCGCUGCGCCUGCUCAAGAGGCCCAGACUGAGGGCCAAUAGGCUGCUCGAGGUGGCGCUCGCACGCUGGAUCGAGGGCUUGGGCGCGGGGGUGAAGGUUUACUGGGAGACCAUCUGCUGGCCGCCCCGCCUUGCUUCUACUGAUGAGAGCCGUGGCGCCGCUGCUGCUGCUGCUGCUGCUGCUGCUGCUGGUGCGGGUGCUGGUGCGGGUGUUGGGGGUGGUGGUAUGAGCAAGCGUGUGCGGUAUGUGCUGUCAAAAGAGGUGAUUAUAGCAGUGGCGCGGAGGAUUGGACCCAUAGUGGGAGUGGUGCCCACGUUCAAAUACGCGUACAGCUGGUGUGGGCGGUUCGUGCAAAUGGUGGCCAAGUGUCGCGCGCUGCAGGCCGCGGCAGCGCGUGAGAGAGCAGGCAUGCAGGCGGGCCUCCCUGGGAAGGAGAUGCAGGGCGCAGCCGUAGACAAGGAGCACGUGGGUGUGGGACGUGGGGAGGGGGGGGGGCAGGGAGGCGGGGUUAGGGAGGGUGGAGUGGUCUUGAUCGAAAGGAGUGGUGAAGUGGCAGGACGGAAUGAAGGCAGGGAGGGGGAGGAUGUUGGGGAUGAGGAGAUGGAGGAGGAAGUGGAGAGGCUGUUGGAGGAGGAGAGGCAAGGUGAGGGGGUUGUGGGGCGUGGGGAGCAUGGAGCCAGUGAGUCCUGGGAUGACCUUGCCGUGUGGGACCCACGCAUGGAUUGUGCGGUUGAAGGUGCACGAGGGGCAAGUGGGGCAGCAGCAGCUGAAGGGAUGGCAGGGGGGGAUUCGGAAGCAGGCAGAUGUGCAAGGCAGGAGGAGGCGUGGAGAAGGGACUUUCUAAAGAGGGUGGAGAGGCACUUGCUGGAAGCUCAGAUGAGCCAAGGUCAACGUGGGGAGGCUCAAAUGGGGGAGGCGCGAGUGGGAGAGGCUGAAACGUGGGAGAAUCAGUUGACACGGAGACGAGGGCUGGACGUAUCAGUGGUGGGCGCUGAAGCAGAAGCAGGAGUAUCGGAGCCGUCAGCGGCAGUGGUGGUGGCGGCGGUACGGCGGGCGCUGUGUGAGUGGGUGGCGGAGGGGGUGGUGGGGCAGCGCGCGGACUCGGAGGAGGCACGGGAGCAGGUGGUGGUGGUGGGCGCGGUGGGGGCGACGUGGGGCGUGCAGGUGCGCGAGGAGGACCUGGCCCUGCUGUGGCAGCAGCGCACACAGCUGCUGGGGGCUGCGUGGCAGGCACGCAUGAGGGAGAGUCUGGCGAGGAAGGGUGGGGUGGGGGAUGAGAGUGCGAGACAGGGGCAGAGGGAGGGGGAGGAGGGGGAUGGUGGAAAGGAGGAGGGGGACGAUGGGGUGCAGGGGGGAUUGAGAAGUGCUAGCACGAUGCAGCGAUUGGAAAGAUUGCUGGCGAAAUGGGUGAAGGGUAGGGUAGCAAGGGGGCAGGGAGAGAGUCAGGAGGAGCGGCAGAAAGAGAAAGGGCAGAGCCAGGGGUUAUCAUGCGUGCGAGAGGGGGGCGCGACUCCUGCUCCUGCUCUCUCUGCCACAGCUAUCCGUGGCUGUGCCAUGCACCUGCUGCUGAAAUGCAGCAUGCCUGUGUCCAUGUCUCACAUGUUCACGCGCCAGUGGAUGCUCGCAUUCCUGCACCGCUGGGCCAUCAACCCCUGCCUCGUAUCCGGCCUUGACAAGCUUCCAUCCUCUACACCCGCCACUAAUACCACAACCAUCACCGUCACCACCACUGCUGCUGCUGCUUCCGCGGCUGCUGCCGUUGCCGGUGCUGGCGGAAGACCAUCGGGCGCACAAGAAGGGAGCUCAGGAGGAAGGAGAGAGCUGAUGACACACGCAGCACAGGCAUCAGUGGCAGCAGAGGCGGCAGGGGCAGCAGAGAGUGCGAUGGAGGUGGGGGUGGAUCUGCUGGAGUGGGUGGAUGCACGGGACGUGCGGGCGCUACUGCGCGCCAUGGACGGGGAGAUCUGGCGCGUGCGCCUGCGCGUGCGGCAGCGCAUGCGGUGGCUCAGCUCGGUGGACCAGCUGCAAAGCCAGGCCCGGCGAAAGGGGGAGAACGGCGCGAGGGGGGGCACGGGGGAGGGGGGGGACGCGGGGAAGGGACAAGAGGGCGCGAGUAGGGUGGGUGGGGAUGGUGGAUGCUGGGGUGAUUUGAGUGGUGGGGGGGAGAAAGGCGGUGAGAAGAGUGGGAGAUUGUGGAGGAGUGGUUUGUUCAACACGCCGUGUUAUUAUGACCCGCUGAGCGACGACCGGCCUAAGAAGGGCGUGCGUGCGGGCCAGGUGCGUGGUGACAAGCAGAGGCAAGGUGCCGAGGAGGGCGAGGACGAGGGAGGGAUGGAGGGAGGAGACAGGGAUGAUGCAGAGGUGGACGCAGAGUGUGUGGUGAGUGGGGGGCUGGAUAGCGGGGGAGAGACAGGAGAAGGUGAGGGAGAGGAAGGGAGGGAUGGCGCAGAAACGGGUCGGGGAAGAAAAGAGGGGAGAGGACGAGGAGAAGGGGGAGGACGACGGGGGGGGAGAGGACGAGGAGGAGGCAGAGGGAAAGAAGGAGGGAGCGGGAAAGAAGGAGGGAGAGGGGCAGGAGGAGGGAGAGGGAAACGAGGGAGUGGGGGAGGAGGAGGGAAAAGGGAAGGAGUGAGAGGGGGAGAAGCAGUGACAGGGGGAGAAGGAGAGGAAGGUGGAGCGAGGGAAAGAGCGAAGCGUGGCGGAAGAGUGAAAAGCGGAGGGGGUCCGAGGACGAAGAAGCUUGUGGGAGUCAACUGGGAUGGCUUCUGGAGUUUCGAUGAUGGCCAUGCCGCUGGGAAUGCUGGUGAGGGAGCGGAUGGUGGGAGACAAGGUGGAACCGAUGCUCGUGAUGUCACUGCACCUCCUGCUGCUGCUGCUGCUGCUGCUGCUCGUGCUGGUGCUGCUACUGGUGAUGGUGCUGCGGCUGCUGCUGCUGCUGGUGAUAGUGAUCCCUUCCCACCCCAGCCAUUCCCGGGCAUGCCUCCUUGGUCGCAACAGCCCAAUGCCUCGCAGCCUCGUCGUCCUGUUGCUACAGCUACUGCUGCUACCAAAGCUGUUGCUGUGGCUCCGACUGCACGUGCUUACAUGGGCGUUGCAGGAGAUCAAGCUGGUCCAAGACAGAAGGACACAUGGAAGAGAGGGCAGGAGCAUAGGGAGGAAGCUGGGAGGGUGGGGAAGAGGGCUAAGGGAGCAUUGCAGCAGCAGGCGGUGCAGAAGAGGAGGGCUGAGGAGGUGAUGCAACAAUGGCAAGGGGCAGCACAAGCGUCGGCUUUUCAGAGUGCAUGGAAGUCGCUGGUGGUGCACGGGAGUGACGAUGAGGGAGGAGAUGAUGGGGAAACAGAGGAUGAUGAGGAAACGGAUGAUGAUGAGGAAACGGAGGAUGAGGAAACAGAGGAUGAGGAAACAGAGGAUGAGGAGGAAACGGAUGACGAGGAAACAGAGGAUGAUGAGGAAACGGGGGAUGAGGAGGAGGAUGUUAUUGAGGUUGUGGGGACGAAGAGGAAGGCACCUGUUAGUUCUGUGAGAGGGAGAGCAAAAGUGGGGAGGCAGGGAAAGGGACAGAAGAGGACAGUUAAGUAA